AUGAAGAAAGUCUGUUCGAACAUCCCAAAAAUGGACAAACUCAAUAAAUUAACUCAAUUGAUUUCCGUACUCUUUACUGAGUGUUUUCCCGGAAAACUCAUUUCUAAUGCAAGAAACGAAUUCUUUAAAUCUUUGCAAACUAAUCGCAUGUUGUCACAUCAUGUUCAAUUUGGUACUCCAGAAAUGAAAAGACUGUAA
Molecule: messenger RNA, 198 nt
Organism: Clunio marinus
Lineage: Eukaryota; Metazoa; Arthropoda; Insecta; Diptera; Chironomidae
Source: the annotation of a GenBank genome assembly